Messenger RNA from Brachypodium distachyon (stiff brome), 2382 nucleotides. Its product is annotated as BTB/POZ and TAZ domain-containing protein 3. Gene Ontology annotation, molecular function: protein binding. The record is from RefSeq and is a predicted model, not a curated record. Bases 1036 to 2268 code for a protein of 410 amino acids. Lineage: Eukaryota; Viridiplantae; Streptophyta; Magnoliopsida; Poales; Poaceae. The transcript has 8 exons.
AGGUAAGGACUGGUGCAUACGUUGAUAGCAAUGAAAUAUUGGAUUUGCAAAGUUAUUCAGUGAUAAACUGACUUUGGAGAAUACGAGCAGGGUGUUGAUUCUGAUUACGCAGUUCUAGCAAUCAUCAAUUUAUACAAAGUGGACGAAGAGUUUAUCUAUGCUAAGAUGCUUAUUUGCCUGUCUUCCUGGCCAGUAUAAAAGAUGAAGAUAUGUAAAUACAGCGAGAAGGUAUCGCUGAACAUGAACUGCGGCAGGCCUGUAGGCACUAGGCACCGCGCCUGUGCUGCAUGUAAGUUCAACUCGCCACAGAGGAAGCCUCGAUUCUGGGACAAGAGACAAGCGGAGAGGUCCCCUUCUGCACGGAACUACGGAAGAAACAAAAAAGAAACGGAGAUCUGGGAUCUCCAGAAGACCCAAAAAACUGCACCUAUUUGUCUUGGGUUGCUGAUAAUGUAUUGUUUUGACUGACUCCUGUUGCUGCAGAUCCAAGGGCGGUUUUCUCAUUGGUAGCUGUUGGUUCAUCCGCGGUGGAGAGAGAGACCCAAGCCAAGUAGGCCAACUUCAGUCCUCACGAUCUCCCAACUUGAACAACUAGGCUCCAUAUCCCGGGGCCUCACUGGGCCACCACCACACGAGCAAAUUGCAGUGUGAGAAAAGUGGGUGCCCUUUGUCGUGGAACGGCUUGCUGGGCGGCUGUCUUUGCUGGUGUCUGCACAGAGUCAGCUUCGUCUCUGUCCUACUUUGGCGGCCAACUGGUAUCUCUCGAAUUUUCGAGUCACGGCAAUGUUACGGGGGACCCCAUUUUCUGUGGGGAACUGGCGUCAGUUGCAAAACACACGACCCCUCCCUGCCUUUGUGGGCGUGUGGACAAGGAGAAAGGUCACCCACAAGGCAAAGGCUUUAAAAGCUUUCAAGAGCGGAGGCUGAAGGGAGGACCGUGUAGUGCUGCUGCUUCAGUUUCUUCCCCGUCCUCGCUAUUGCAGAGACCUUGGACGCGAGACAGAUUCCAGAGUCAGAGCAGGGGGCACAUGGUUGAUGGCAUCCCUUGAGUCAGGUUCUUCACAAUUCUUGUUCAACAGCAAUGUGAUCGACAACACAUUUGAUAUUUAUGAGUGCAAUAGCUUGGCAGGCACUGAAGUGCCAGAUUAUAGGCGGUAUUCUCAGUCUCGGCGCAGUAGUGUUCCUGAUCCACCUCCAUUACCGGGAACUAAUUUUGGUGUAUCAAGAACUUGUAGAAAUACAAAAGCUUGUAUUUCUGUCCCUGAAGAGAUCCAGGACUCAUGGAACAAGUUAUUCUUAGAAGGGUAUCAAGCCGAUGUCCGUGUCUCAGCAGAUGAUGGAAGCGAUAUAUUGUCACAUUCUUGCAUUCUUGGUAUCAGAUCUCCUGUCCUAAGAACUAUGUUGGAAGAUGCUAGAGUACAACAUGGUUUACGACAUAUCCUGAUUUCUGGUGUACCAUCAGAAGCAGUUCAUAUCUUCAUCAGAUUUCUUUACUCUUCAAGUUUUGAACAGGAGGAGAUGAAAAAGUAUGCUCUUCAUGUGCUUGUACUGUCCCAUGUUUUCUCGGUACCAUCUUUAAAGGUUGUCUGCAUCAACCAACUUGAGAGAUUUUUUCUUGCUCCUGAAAACGUGGUAGACAUGCUACAACUGGCUAGACUGUGUGACGCGCCAAGGCUCUCCGUCAUCUGUACCCGUAUGAUCACUGAAGAUUUCAGAACUAUCUCUCUGUCAGAAGGGUGGAAAGUAAUGAGACAGGUCAACCCAAGCCUGGAGCAGGAGCUUCUUGAGUUUCUUGUUGAAGUGGAUACUAGAAGGCAAGAAAGAGCUAAAAGGAUGGAGGACAAGAAGGUUUAUCUUCAAUUACAUGAAGCUAUGGAAGCUCUUGUUCAUAUAUGUCUAGACGGAUGUCGCACGAUUGGCCCUCGGGAUCAAAAUCUCAAGGGUACUCAAGCUGCUUGUAAGUUUCCUGCCUGCAAGGGUAUUGAGUUUCUUGUGCGGCACUUCUCGGCAUGCAAAAUGCGAGUGCCUGGUGGCUGCACCAACUGCAAGCGCAUGUGGCAACUUCUUGAGCUGCAUUCUUGCAUGUGUUCCACACCAGACAAAUGCAGGGUUCCUCUAUGCAGGCAUUUUAAGGAGAAAAUGAAACAGCUGAGCAGAAAAGAAGAGAUCAAAUGGAACCUUUUGGUCUGUAAGGUGCUGGAGAGCCAAGGAACAAUUAGUUCCAUCCCGCAAAGGAGAAAAUUCUCCUCCCUCAAACCAUCAUCUUGAAGUUGAAUGUAGAUCUUGUUUAGUGGUUUUUUUUUUGUCAAACUCAGUGGAUCAGUGAACUGUAGUAAAUGAUAUUGUGAAUAAUCUUUCUGACUACUUGCUUCAUGUUCGCCU